AAGGAAGGUAAGGUAUAAACGAAAGGGGAUAAGGAAGCAAAAGUGGAUGAGGCGAGAAAUGAGUUCUGCUUCUGGUUCGAGUAGCAGAGAAGAGAGGAGAAGAAAGGCGAGGUCCACGUCACCACUGAAGGAUCGAUCCAGAACCUCUUCAUCUAACUUGGCCUCUUCGCCCAAACGAAGCACCUCACCCUCUGCUACUCUUCUCGACGUCGACGAUGACCUCUUUCGCGAUUAUCCCAACCCUAACCCUAGCCCUCGAAGCUUCCCUCACAACGUUAAACAGAAAUGCUGGGAAAAGGCCGACAAGGUCAAAGGACGAGACCCCGAACGCUGGCGCAGGGACGCCCUCGGCAACAUCGUCUUCCGCAAGCUCCUAGGUUGCCCUGGCUGUCUCUGUCACGACUACGAUCACAUUCUCCCUUACUCUAAGGGGGGUGAAAGCACACUGGAAAACUGUCAAGUAUUACAGGCAACAGUUAAUCGUGCAAAGGGUAAUCGAACAGAGAUCUCCAAAGCUGAACUUAUUCAGAAGAGUUCUUAUUGCAGGGUUUCAGAUCGUGAUAUGGAUCUUCUGGAACUGUCAGCCUAUGGAAAUGUCCGGCGGGGACAGGAUUCUGGGGGAUGUAGAAUCCAAUGAACAUUUAUAUCCUUAUUAACUUAUUGUGUGGUUGAUUCCUUGAUGGGGGUUAAAUGAUGACCUUGUAGCUAUUCAUUCUCACAAAUCAUUAGGGUUUCCCUUGUGUACAGACAAGUUAAAACUGCAAAGAAAGUGAUGAUAUUGUCAUUCCUGAGGUAGCUGCAUACUUGUGUUCAAGUGUAGCUACAUUAAUCUCUUGAGCUGCAUGAUUUUGAUGGCAAGUUCUGGCACUUACCUGU
Cajanus cajan (pigeon pea) is the source of this 876-nucleotide messenger RNA. The record is from RefSeq and is a predicted model, not a curated record. NCBI's taxonomy places the organism in Eukaryota, Viridiplantae, Streptophyta, Magnoliopsida, Fabales, Fabaceae.